Colletotrichum destructivum is the source of this 2389-nucleotide messenger RNA. RefSeq names its product Putative major facilitator superfamily, MFS transporter superfamily. The record is from RefSeq and is a predicted model, not a curated record. Gene Ontology annotation, molecular function: transmembrane transporter activity. Gene Ontology annotation, biological process: transmembrane transport. Gene Ontology annotation, cellular component: membrane. The coding region runs from base 461 to 2104 and encodes 547 amino acids. The transcript has 4 exons. Lineage: Eukaryota; Fungi; Ascomycota; Sordariomycetes; Glomerellales; Glomerellaceae.
GUCCAUUCUCAUCUCCCAACUAACUGAUUGAUGACAGCCUGAGAUUACUCGCCCGAGAGGCUCAUUGCCCACAUACACCGCCGUGGUGUGAUGAUUAAUCACCCAAGUGAUCCCUUGCAAAGCUGCAAGUUUCUCUCGCGUUCUAGGUCUGCCUAAACUCCCAUCUCAUGCUCUAUACACACCUAUGUAUCACUAUGCCUCCUAAAAGCAGGGGUGUGAUGUUGCAGCUUACGCCCUUCGCAUUGCAGACCCACCAAGCAUACAAGCGUCGUUGUGAAGAUGAGGGAUCGUUGCGGCCGAUGCGGAUGUGCUUUAUAAACACGUUCCGAUCCCAUGUCUGACCGCGACAUUGAUUCUCUUGUUAAUCCAGGUCUGGAGAAUCACCUUGGAACACGCUCCUCCAGGUUUUGAAUCAUUACCAUCGCCUUGAUCCUCUCGUCCCGUCCCAUACCGCUGAAUCAUGAACAUCGCCCUCAAAGAAGCAAUGCCGGAGGCCUUGAUGGUCCGGAGCGCCCCCUCCCAUCCAGCCUCCGGAAUCGAGAUGCUCCCUCUUGACCCAUCAGCGAGCGCCCCGAAACAUACCCCUCUCAAGCAGCAUGCGGCCCUCGCGCCAACAUGGGAAGCGGCCCCUCCGCAAGGCUCACCCGCCCGCAACGUCUCCGUGGCCAAGAGCGUCACCGUCAUCGUCACCCUCGCGGGCAUCAACUUCCUCAACACCAUGGGCUCGGGGAUCCUCAUCGCCGCCCUCCCGCGCAUCGCCGAGGACGUCGGCCUCGACGAGAGCCUGGUCCUCUGGCCCGCUGCCGUCUACAGCCUCGCCGCUGGCUGCCUGCUCCUCAUCUUCGGCGCCGUCGCCGACGUCGUCGGUGCCAAGCUCAUGUGGCUGACGGGCAGCUACCUCUGCGUCGUCUUCACCGUCGCCGUCGGCCUUUCGCAAACGGGUAUCCAGAUCAUCUUAUUCCGCACCUGCGCCGGCAUCGCCAUCUCCGCCUGCUUGCCAACCGCCAUGGCCUUCAUUACCAAGACGUUCCCCAAGGGCGGUUGGCGCAACGUUGCGUUCUCGAUGAACGGCAUCGGGUACCCGCUGGGCUACGCGCUCGGCCUGGUCCUGGGUGGCAUCUUCACCGACACCAUCGGGUGGCGGUGGGCGUACUACAUGAUGGCCAUCCUCAACUUCUGCCUGUCGACGGCGGCGAUCUGGUCUCUGCCAUCGGUGUACCAGCCAUCAGAAAAGAAGUGGACGCGCCGGUUGGCGGAAGACAUCGACUGGGCCGGUGCCGUGAUCAUGAGCGUCGCGCUGGGUCUCUUGCUGUACGUGCUGGCAAUGACGACGUCUUCUUACACCAAGAUUGGAGACCCGGCGAACAUUGCUCUCCUCGCUGUAGCGGUCGCUCUGCUGGUUGCGUUCCCCUUCUGGAUGAACCUGCAGACCACAAAGGGUCGCCCGGCUCUCAUCCCUAAUCGCUUAUGGCGUAACGCCUCCUUUGCGUCCAUCUGUGUGUCCAUUUUCUUGUGCUGGGCCUCGCUCAACGCCAUGCAAUACUUCAUCAUGCUCUACUUCCAAAAAGUCCAAGGCAUGUCUGCACUGCAAAGCUCCUUGAGGUUCCUCCCCCACGUCAUCAUGGGCACCGCCGUCAACGUGGCGGCGGCAUGGCUCGUCUCCAGAGUCAAGGUCCAGACUCUCGGCGCUGCAUCGGCCGUCAUCUCGGCCGUUGCCCCGAUCCUCAUGGCCACGGUCGACCUCGACGGCAACUACUGGUUCGCGCCCUUCUGGGCCAUGCUUCUCUCGCCCGUCAACGCCGACGCACUCUUCACCGUCUCCAACCUCAUCAUCUCGGACGCCUUCCCGGCGGACUUGCAGUCCCUCGCUGGCGGCGUCUUCAGCGAGAUCGGGCAGAUCGGCAACGCCGUGGGCCUCGCCAUGACGGCAGCUAUUGCGGCGUCCGUGACGGAGCACUCGGGCAUCGUCGACGAUACCGGAGCGGCGCGCAUGGCGGGCUACCGCGCCGCUUUCUGGACCGUCUUCGCGGCCACGGUGGCCGUGGUCGUCGUCGUGCUAUGGGGGCUCAGGAAGAGCGGCACGGUCGGGAAGAAGGACGACUAGGGAAACGUCAUGCUGGGCUAGCGCGAGGCCUUGAUGGAAUAGGCCUUUAAAACAUGGGACCGCCGCUGCCGCCGUCUAGCUUUCUGGACGCACGUCUCGGCAUGAGUCUCAGUCCGCCAGGCAUGGCAUUGCAUGGUACUCUUGAAAUGGGAUAGCCGAGCCAGAAAGGAGGGAGGAGGCAGUUACCAUGCUGAUGUCUGGAUGUAUCAAUUUUGCAACGACUUACACCACUUGAUCUGCGAAAGCCAAGAUUUAGUCUACCGUUCUACCAUUCAAACAGAACUU